CUGCCCGGGCUGGCUGCUGGCCGCUGGGCCCGGGAUGACGCCACCUCUCGCUCCGCCCCGGCGCAAACUCGCUCCCUGCGUUCAUUUCAUUCCUGCUCUCAUUCCGAACAUUCUUCGCAUCUCUGUCAGUGCGCGAAGCGAUUCACCUACACCUUUCCUGGCCGGCCCAGAAACACUAGAAUAACUUGACAUAGUAUUCAAAAUACCCACUAACAUCACAUUAGCAAAAGAAAGGGACAUUUGUAAAUGAGAUAUCAAUAACGAGUUGGCUCGGCCGGGAGUUGUGGGAGCAUUUUCGGACCACCUCGGAGAAAGAAAGAAACACGGCGGGGAGACUUGUUGCUUCAGCUCGGCUGACGGCGCUGUUUUAAAAUCGCCAUCGAAGUUUUACCCGUGUCUCUCCCUAGUCUGCUCCAGGCUUCAGCUUGGAGAGCCCAACCGCCAAGAUUGAUCCGAGCAGCUGGAGCGGCAGCGAGAGCCCUGCCGAGGACAUGGAACGGAUGAGCGACUCGGCGGACAAGCCUGUGGACAACGAUGCCGAAGGGGUCUGGAGUCCUGACAUAGAGCAGAGCUUCCAGGAAGCCCUGGCCAUCUAUCCUCCAUGUGGUCGCAGGAAGAUCAUCCUGUCAGAUGAGGGAAAGAUGUAUGGUCGAAACGAGCUGAUAGCCAGAUACAUCAAGCUUCGGACUGGAAAGACAAGAACUCGCAAGCAGGUGUCUAGUCACAUACAGGUCUUAGCAAGAAAGAAAGUUCGAGAAAUCCAAGCUGCCAUUAAGGUACGUCUGGCUUUGCCCAGUUGCAGGGGGCUUUUCAUUGCCAUGGUUACAGGCUCUUCCUUUGUUUUCCUCCCCUCCCCUACCCCGCAGGUGUCUAGUCACAUUCAGGUUCUUGCCAGAAGAAAAUCUCGUGAGUUUCAUUCCAAGCUAAAGGUUACGAGCAUGGACCAAGCCGUGAAGGACAAAGCCCUCCAGAGCAUGGCCUCCAUGUCCUCGGCUCAGAUCGUCUCCGCCACGGCGAUUCACAACAAGCUUGGCCUGCCAGGCAUCCCUCGGCCCGCCUUUCCAGGAGCAGGGUUAUGGCAGGGUAUGAUAUCAGCUGGGCAGCCAGGAUCCUCACAAGAUAUUAAGCCUUUUACCCAGCAACCAUAUCCAAUCCAGCCAGCGGUCACAACAGCCAUUUCAAGUUAUGAAUCUGCCACUGCUCCAGCUCCCACAGCUCCAGCGUGGCAGGGCCGCUCCAUUGGCACAUCCAAACUCCGACUAGUGGAGUUCUCCGCCUUCUUAGAGCAACAGAGAGACCAAGACUCGUACAACAAGCACCUGUUCGUACACAUUGGACAGACAAAUUAUUCCUACAGUGACGCUUUGCUUGAGUCGGUGGACAUUCGUCAGAUUUACGAUAAAUUUCCUGAAAAGAAAGGAGGACUGAAGGAGCUGUAUGGAAAAGGUCCUCAGAACUCCUUUUUCCUCAUCAAAUUUUGGGCCGAUCUAAACUGUAACAUUCAAGAUGAUACUGGAUCAUUUUAUGGGGUGACCAGCCAGUAUGAAAGUUCAGAGAACAUGACCAUAACAUGUUCGACAAAGGUUUGCUCCUUUGGAAAGCAGGUUGUUGAGAAAGUAGAGACUGAAUAUGCGCGGUUUGAGAAUGGACGCUUUGUUUACCGGAUAAGCAGGUCUCCGAUGUGUGAAUACAUGAUCAACUUCAUCCACAAGCUAAAACAUCUCCCAGAGAAAUACAUGAUGAACAGUGUCCUGGAAAACUUCACCAUCUUAUUGGUGGUGUCAAAUAGGGACACCCAGGAGACGUUGCUAUGUAUGGCUUGCGUGUUUGAAGUAUCAAACAGCGAGCACGGCGCCCAGCAUCAUAUCUACAGACUGGUAAAGGAGUGAAAACUCUCUCCGUUUUAUACAUUUCUUUCUUCAUAGACGUAUCAACCUCAAAACAAGUGGCAGUGCCUCUGCAUGGAAGUCAGCCUUUCAAUGCUCUUUGUUUGAGGGAAGAGGUGAAGUCGGUUUGUCAUAAGUUUGUUGUAUUUGUUGUUGACCGCAGCUGUGAAAUAUGGUACAGUUGUUUUAUGUUUUAAUGGGAGUUUUAUGGGAAUUUUCAUUUUUAAAUACGUUUAGUUGGUUGUUCCAAAAAUAAUCGAGAAGAUUUAUUUGUUAAAUGGAAAUAUAUGUGUUGUCUUUUUCUGCUCUGUUAUGUAGACUAAGGGGGAAACAGAACUUGCAGCCUACGAUGGUCUGUACAGUUCAUAUUGAGGAUGUUUUGUAAAUCUGUGCUUCAUAAUUUGUCAAGAGUACAUAAUGUAGAAAAACAUGUUUUCACAGCAAAAUAGACUUCCCAAAGAAACACAACUAACACUCCAAAUAUAUCAACACAGUGGCUGAAAACAUAUGGUUGUAAAAAGAUGUGUAUAUAUUCUUGUUAAAGCACUCCAGAUCUCAAACACCAACAAGAAAAUACACUGUGAAAUUGCAAAAAUAUAUCUAGCGUGCGUACAGUGUCUUACAAAAGUAUUUAUCUCUCUUGAACUUUUUUACACUUUGUUACAAAUAGAACUACAGACUUCAACAACAUAAGUUAGUGCAUGGCUGUGUAGUUUAAGGAAAAGAAUACUUGGUUUUACAGUCUGAAAAGUGUGUCAUUUAUUUGGACAUUUGUUUGCUUUAUACAAUUGUAACUCUGGCUGUAGGUUUAGUGCUGUUAUCCUGCUGGACAUCCUGCCUUCAGCAGGUUUUGUUCACUUGUUGUCCCCCGUUUAGCCCCAUCCAUCCUCCCAUCAGCUUUAACCAGCUUCCCUUUUCCUGCUGAAGAAAUCAUCUCCACAUCAUGAUGCUGCCACCAGCAUGAUGACAGCAGGAUGUGGCUUGUCAUUUUGCUAUUUAGCCAAAAAGGUUUAAUUCUGGUCUCGUCGUAUCAGAGUCCCUUCUUGCACAUGGAUGCCAUGUCCCCUAAAACCUUGUUGUGACCUUUAGACAAGACUUCUUACAAGAGGCUUUCAGCAUUGCUGUUCUUCUUGACAUUUUUCCAUAAAAGGAAAAUUUGCAGAUUUUCUGAUUAUUUUACCUUUGCUGUGAAUUUCAGCUUAUCUGAGCAAUGCUUUCCUUUAAAUGCCUGACUGUUCAGGUGGACAGCCACGUCUUUGCAGGUUUACUGUUAAACUGUGCUCUCUUUUACUCAAAUUAAAUUAAAUGAGGUGUAUUCUGAAGGAAAUUAAUUUCACUGUUUUCAUUCAAAUGAAUCGUAAUAGAAGGAGCUGAAUACAUUUUGAUGAAAUGUAAGAAAAUGAGAGAAAGUUUACGGGUUAUAAAUACUUUCCCAGGCACUGUAUGAUCCAUUUGCCCACUAAGAACCAUACUUUUGAAAACAAACAUUUCCUGUGUGACAACUGACAGGAUAACUCUCGAUGUUCUAGACAAGUUAAAGUACACAUAACAUGACUCGCCUUAGUGAUGCUGCAACUUAAAAAAAAAAAAAAAAACACAGGUUAAAGUAUCCUGACACUACAGAUCACUGAGUUGGCACACCCUGGAAUCGGGGUGCAAGACAUUCCCGUUGAGUUCACACGUUUCUGUUGCCUGCUCCCAUCUUAAGCCUUAAACCUUAAUAAAGCUGUUUGUGGACUCCAAAAGAUGCCAUAAAAACUGUGAACUGUCAUACACUAGACUUGUUUUGUUUGCAGUGUUUAUUCUGUACAAUCAGCCAAAGUGUAAGUGUACAGUGCCUUAGAAUGUACGCAUUACUUCUGCUUAGGUCUAACGUUGGUUUUGUGAGUGAAACGGGCAAAAACAACAAUAUGCUAGUGCUACAAUGUCUUAAAUUACACUUCAUCAAAUCAGUGCACUCCUAGAAAUCCUUGUUUUUAAGACGCAGUACAACUUAAGUUCAGAUAGAUUUGUAAGCCAGGAGAAGAGUUUCUAAUGAUUUUGUAUGAGUGUAAUACAAACACAUAACAGCUGCCUUUCCUGUUGCAAAAGACCAAAAAGAAUCGGGAGAAUCUCUUGUAGUGUUCUGUUUGGUAGCGAGGAAGUGCCUUUGGUUUCAAAUUUCCAGCUUCAAAAAGAUUAAACAUAAAAAAAAAAAAUCAAUGUUGCUAAACCAAAUACAGGACACAAGUGACACCAAUCACCACAUUGCCUUUUUUAAAGGACUGAGGACUGAUUGACAGCAGGAAAAUAUAGAUCAUGGAUAAACAAUUCUUAAUUAGGAUAUUAAUCGGGUUUUUUUUUUUUUUUAAUGUUAGAAGAAAAUUGAUUUCCUCGCUUUAGACUUUCAUUUUUAGACCCCGCCGACUACAAGCAGAACGCAAAAACACAGAAGCGGUAUGCUUAGUGCACACUUGCAGGUUCAAGUGUUUGCAAGCAGAUUGUUAGAAAAACUGCGGUUGUCUUGUUACAGUGACCGCUCUUUGCGACACGGGGAAUAUUUUUGGGGGGCGGGGGGGUGAACACAGUUGGGUUUUCCUUGUGAUGCAGACACAAUUGUGUGGCUCUUAGAUAAAAGUUUAUUUAACAGCAUGAAAUCUAAAAUCACAUACAGGACUGUUUUCUAGUUAAACUGGGAUUUGUGUCCAAACUUUUUUUUUUUUUUACAGCUGCUGCUGCAGCAGUGUGAGUGGAUCAUCAAAGCUAAUACUUAGACUAUAAGAGUCUUAUUACUUAAACAUUUUACAGUUUCUUACAGAGAUUUUAUUCAGUUUUAAGAACUUUAAUACAAGAAUUAUUAAAUAAUUACAGACAAUAUCUCUGGAGGAUGCAGUUAUUUAGUUCAGUAUUUUGUGGACAGCAUGGAGCUGUAACAGCCUCUGUUUGUACGUUUACCCUGUGUAUCUUUUCACAUUUAUUGAUCACACUAUGUAGUGAAGUGUUCUUUUCUUCUUGUGCCUGUAUGCUUUGUCCUGUGAUGACAUCGUCUGUAUGCUGAGGCUCAUUCUGAUGGUAAUGUCACUGCUGCACUGCUGACAUAUAAACACUAAAACCGCAGGACUGAUGGCUCUGAUGGGACUAACGUCUGCUGGACUGUUUUUAAGGGAAAAUAGACAGACGCGCAUAAAGAGCUGCGUUCAAUCAUGCUACAAACAUAUCAGCAGUUUAGCUCUUAUUUGUAAUUUUGAUUUUCAGACGGGGUACUGGUACCUUUCUGUUGUGUGAUCAUCCCUGACGAUGAUGGCUUUAAAGUGACUUUUGAAAUGGCUCACGUUCACUCACUUUGGUUUAUGUGUGCAGAUCUUUGUUGUUCUUUUGUAUAAAGGUGUUUUGUAUAAAAGUAUAUCUUAGCCUUUUCUUGGUACAGAUGUGUGAUAUGUUUUCCUACUCAUGAGCGUAAAGUGUCGGAGCAAUGGAGAGAAAAGAAGCUGUGCCGUUUCCCGUGUUCUUCUCAUGGUCUUGUCUUUGCUCCGUGACAUUAUGAUGCCUUCUUGACAACACUAAAUAUUUUGUAGCUUUCUAGAUACUUUCUAUGUAUGCAACAUCAAAGUUUAAUAAAUCUAAAAGAAACAAUG
This is a messenger RNA of Poecilia reticulata (guppy), 5500 nucleotides long. RefSeq names its product TEA domain family member 1b (gene tead1b). Gene Ontology annotation, biological process: regulation of transcription by RNA polymerase II; embryonic organ development; hippo signaling. Gene Ontology annotation, molecular function: DNA-binding transcription factor activity, RNA polymerase II-specific; RNA polymerase II cis-regulatory region sequence-specific DNA binding. The record is from RefSeq and is a predicted model, not a curated record. Lineage: Eukaryota; Metazoa; Chordata; Actinopteri; Cyprinodontiformes; Poeciliidae. Gene Ontology annotation, cellular component: transcription regulator complex.